Gracilinanus agilis (Agile Gracile Mouse Opossum) is the source of this 1539-nucleotide messenger RNA. RefSeq names its product EGF domain specific O-linked N-acetylglucosamine transferase (gene EOGT). The transcript is spliced from 15 exons. NCBI's taxonomy places the organism in Eukaryota, Metazoa, Chordata, Mammalia, Didelphimorphia, Didelphidae. The record is from RefSeq and is a predicted model, not a curated record. Gene Ontology annotation, molecular function: protein N-acetylglucosaminyltransferase activity. The coding region runs from base 1 to 1539 and encodes 512 amino acids. Gene Ontology annotation, cellular component: endoplasmic reticulum lumen.
AUGCUAAGGCUGUUUGUGUUUGGGGUGCUGCUCCAAGACAUUCUGGGGAGCAACCAAGAUGAAACUUCUCACCUAGAGGAUCUUCAAGGGUCAUCAUCAUCUACUUACUGGAACCUGCACUUGCCGGAAGAGCACAUUCCCUACUUUUUCCACAAUAAUAGACAUCUUGCUGCAACCUGUGAGAAAGACCCACAGUGCCCUUUUAGAAAACAUUUAAAGCAUCUCGAAUCUUGCUGGGGCUAUGAGAAAUCAUGUAGGCCAGAGUUCCGGUUUGGCUAUCCUUUUUGUAGUUUCGUGGAUAUGGGAUGGACUAAUACCAUUGAAUCAGCUCAGGAGAUAUUCUGGAAACAAGCGGAUUUUGGUUAUGCAAAGGAGCGCCUGCAUGAAUUACGGACCCUCUGCCAACCUAUGGAAACAGGCGACUCCUGGCUAGUUUGCUCCCGCUACCUCCAGUACUGCAGAACAUCCAACUUCUAUGUCGAUCUGAGACAAGUAAAGAGAAACCAUGACCGAUUUAAGGAAAACUUCCUACAGAAAGGCAACAUAGGAGGUCAUUGUAAACUCGAUAUUCGCACAUUGAUGUCUGAAGGGCAACGCAAAAGUCCUCUUCAGUCUUGGUUUGCUGAACUACAAACAUACACAGAGUUAAGCUUCAGACCUAUCGAAGAUGGCAAGUGUGACAUUGUCAUUGAAAAGCCAACCUACUUCAUGAAGUUAGAUGCAGGGAAUUGUGCAAAUUACCCAUCAGUCACCGAGGAGGAGGAUAACAUCCCAGACUUCAUACAGAGCUCCUAUGGAUAUGGGGACCUGUUCAGUGAGACUUGGAAGGCAUUCACUGAUUAUGAUGUCAUCCAUUUGAAAGCUUAUGAUUCAAAAACGGUGUGUUUCAAAGAAGCUGUCUUUUCCUUACUUCCUCGCAUGAGAUAUGGAUUGUUUUACAACACACCACUGAUCUCUGGCUGCCAAAAUACGGGAUUAUUUCGAGCGUUUUCCCAGCAUGUGUUGCACAGACUGAACAUCACACGGGAUGGACCAAAGGAUGGAAAAAUUCGUGUUACUAUCCUUGCCCGCAGUACAGAAUAUCGGAAGAUAUUAAACCAGAAUGAGCUUGUAAAUGCACUGAAAACUGUGUCUGCCUUCGAGGUCCAAAUAGUAGAUUACAAAUACAAGGAGAUUGGGUUUUUGGAACAAUUGAGGAUCACACACAACACAGACAUUUUUAUUGGCAUGCAUGGAGCUGGUCUGACCCACUUGCUUUUUCUCCCAGACUGGGCCGUGAUCUUUGAACUGUACAACUGUGAGGAUGAACGCUGCUAUCUAGACCUAGCCAGGCUGCGAGGGAUUCACUAUGUCACCUGGAAGAAAAAGAGCAAGGUCUUCCCUCAAGAUAAGGGUCACCAUCCAACUCUAGGAGAACAUCCCAAAUUUACAAACUAUUCUUUCGAUGUCGAGGAAUUUAUGUCUAUCGUCCUUCUGGCUGCAGAUCAUGUAUCUCAACAUCCAAAGUGGCCAUUUAAGAAAAAGCACGAUGAGCUAUGA